UAGAAAAAUGACAUUUCUUCUGAGAUCAACAGCAUGGAAAAGUAUAAUAAAAAGACCACUUUUAUCAAAAAAUCAGUUAAUAACCAUUUCAAAUUUUGACAUCCAUACGUCAAAAUAUCUUUUUCAUGGUGAAUAUGAAAUGCAGGAUCCAAAAUCAGAAGCUGAUAUUGUAAAUAUUACUUUUAUUGACAAAACGGGGAAAAGAAUACCUGUGAAAGGAAAAGUAGGUGAUAAUGUAUUAUAUUUAGCUCAUAGAUAUGGAAUUGAAAUGGAAGGUGCCUGUGAAGCAUCUUUAGCUUGUACCACUUGUCAUGUGUAUGUACAUUAUGAUUAUAUGGACAAACUUCCAAUAGCUGAAGAAAAAGAGGAAGAUCUAUUAGAUUUAGCACCUUUCUUAAAGGAAAAUUCAAGACUAGGUUGUCAAAUUAUAUUAACAAAAGAAUUAGAUGGUAUUGAAUUAGAACUUCCCAAAGCAACAAGAAAUUUUUAUGUAGAUGGCCACACACCAACUCCACAUUAAUAUUCUUUUUACUUU
Messenger RNA from Eufriesea mexicana, 535 nucleotides. RefSeq names its product Adrenodoxin-like protein 1, mitochondrial Ferredoxin 1 (gene Fdx1). Bases 8 to 520 code for a protein of 170 amino acids. The record is from RefSeq and is a predicted model, not a curated record. The transcript is spliced from 4 exons. Gene Ontology annotation, cellular component: mitochondrion. Gene Ontology annotation, molecular function: 2 iron, 2 sulfur cluster binding; electron transfer activity. Gene Ontology annotation, biological process: P450-containing electron transport chain. Lineage: Eukaryota; Metazoa; Arthropoda; Insecta; Hymenoptera; Apidae.